Messenger RNA from Tarenaya hassleriana, 2294 nucleotides. Its product is annotated as guanylate-binding protein 4-like. Lineage: Eukaryota; Viridiplantae; Streptophyta; Magnoliopsida; Brassicales; Cleomaceae. The transcript has 18 exons. The record is from RefSeq and is a predicted model, not a curated record. Gene Ontology annotation, molecular function: GTP binding; GTPase activity. Bases 129 to 1937 code for a protein of 602 amino acids.
UAAUCGAGUGCACCUCACCUUGGUCUAAACCUCGUGCAACCAUUAGCCCGCAUCUCUCUUCGUGGGUGCGCUGCACGAUUCUUAACGUACGCCCUCCUUCCCAGAUCGUGCACUAUCUGUGUCGGAUCAUGGAGAUUUCUUGUCGGGUCUAUGUAUUCUUGGUUUCACUCUGCCUAUUUCUGUCAACCUCUCUCUCGAUUGACAACUUUUACGAGGCCUUUCCUAUUGUGGAACCUGAUCCUGGCCAUACAAAGCUCCGUCUUAGUAGGGAAGGAUUGGAAGCAAUUAGCAGAAUAACAACUCCCAUUGCAGCUGUUGCGGUGAUCGGUCCAUAUCGUUCUGGCAAAUCGUUUCUACUCAAUCAGCUUCUUUCCCUUUCCUGUUAUGAAGGUUUUGGUGUUGGUCACAUGCGUGACACGAAAACGAAAGGUAUUUGGGUCUGGGGAACACCUAUAGAGCUGGAGAUUGAUGGAGUAAAAACUUCUGUAUUUUAUCUUGACACUGAAGGAUUUGAAAGUGUUGGAAAGUCAAACGUAUAUGAUGACCGAAUUUUCGCUCUUGCAACUGUGAUGAGUUCUGUACUUGUCUAUAAUCUGCCUGAAACAAUCCGUGAAGCAGAUAUUUCUCGAUUGUCUUUUGCUGUUGAGCUAGCAGAAGAGUUCUAUGGAAGGGUAAAGGGCCAAGAUGUUGCUUUUGAACCUGCAAAGCUUUUGUGGCUUAUCCAGCGUGAUUUUCUGCAAGGGAAGUCGGUACAGGAAAUGGUGGAUCAAGCUCUCAGACGUGUCCCUAAUACAGAGGGUGACAAAAACAUAGAUCAGGUUAACCAGAUCCGGGAGUCCUUAGCUAGAAUGGGUGACAACAGCACAGCCUUUAGCUUACCACAACCUCAUCUCAUGCGUACGAAGCUGUGUGAUAUGAAGGAUGAGGAGCUUGACUCCACAUAUGUUGCAAAAAGAGACCAGUUGAAAAAGGUUGUUUCCGAUAUAAUUCGUCCAAAGAUUGUGCAGGGGAAAACCCUAAACGGGAAGGAGUUCAUCUCUUUUCUGGAACAGAUUCUGGAUGCUUUGAAUAAAGGGGAGAUCCCAUCCACAGGAUCACUAGUUGAGGUUUUCAACAAAGGUAUUCUUGAGCGAUGUGUGAAGCUAUACAAUGAGAGGAUGUCAAGGUUGCGUUUACCGAUGUCAGAAGAAUCUCUGCGGAGUGCCCAUGAAGCGGCUCAUGGUGAAACUACGAAAGCUUUUGAUGAGCAGCAUUUCGGUCGACAUCAUGCGAAGAAAUCUUUCGCACAAUUAGAUGAACAAAUGCAAGAGGUAUAUAAGAAUUUUGUCCUUGCGAAUGAAUACCAAUCCUCAAAGCUCUGCGAGGGAUUAUAUACAAAGUGCGAGGAUGGUAUGGACCACCUACAGACUCUUCGACUUCCUUCCAUGGCUAAAUUCAAUGUGGGUAUUCAGCACUGCAACCAGAGUUUUGAGCAGAAAUGCGUCGGCCCGUCAAGGAAAAAUUACGAGCAAAGGUUGACUAAGAUGAUGGGGAAGUCACGAUCGUUGUUCAUCAAAGAAUACAAUAACCGGCUGUUCAAUUGGUUGGUCGCGUUCUCUCUUGUAAUGGUUGUUGUUGGCCGGUUCAUCAUCAAAUUCAUUUUGUUAGAGAUGGCGGCAUGGAUACUCUUCAUAUUCUUGGAGACAUACACGAGAAUGUUCUGGUCCGCGGAGUCUCUUUAUUACAACCCCAUUUGGCAUUUCAUCGUAGCAACUUGGGAAACCGUUGUCUAUAGCCCAGUUCUCGACUUGGACAGAUGGGCUAUUCCGCUGGUCUGCUUAGUUGCAUUCUGGGUGCUUUACUGGCGGUGCUAUGGAAAGAGGAAACACGGGUCGCAUUGGCUUCUACCGUUGUACAAUAGUCAUAAGAGCGGGCCGAAUAGGCCACGGUCCGAGUAAACGAGGCUGAUACGAGGUUGAUAUACUAGUAUAUAUUUGCGGGUAGUUCUUGAUGGUUUUGCCAUUCGAAGCCUGCACCGAUGCUACCACCAAUUCUUUGGAAGCUUACUGAGGAAAUCUACUGAAACAUGUGUUCCCACAAAGAGGUUAAGAAGAAUCAGAAUCAGAAGGAUGGGUCAGUUCAAAGUUGGGUUUGAUCAUUGAUGCUGAUGCUGAUGCUGAUGCUGAUGCUGAAAUCUACUGAAACAUGUGUACCAUCUACAUGGUUGAAUCUUUUUAUUGUUUGUUUUAUUCACGGCAAAAAAAAAUGAUAGAUUCAAUUAUUUCAUUAAAUGUUACCUAAUAGCGUUACCUACC